Messenger RNA from Kogia breviceps (pygmy sperm whale), 3058 nucleotides. It is a transcript of the gene NIBAN1, whose product is annotated as niban apoptosis regulator 1. Lineage: Eukaryota; Metazoa; Chordata; Mammalia; Artiodactyla; Physeteridae. The record is from RefSeq and is a predicted model, not a curated record.
CGCGCCUCUUGGAGGAAGUUUGCCCUUUAAUUGCAGAGCUCAGAUCUCCGUCGCACAAACUUCCAGGAGCGGGCAGCGGGCGCCGACGGGAGUGUCAGUCCCUCCCGCCCGGGGACUGGGUCGGGCAGCCGCGGCGUUCAGCGUUCUCCAGCACCGUCGCCAUGGGCGGCUCGGCCUCCAGUCAGCUGGACGAGGGCAAGUGCGCCUACAUCCGAGGGAAAACUGAGGCUGCUAUCAAAAACUUCAGUCCUUACUACAGCCGCCAGUACUCUGUGGCUUUCUGCAAUUAUGUACGCAGUGAAGUGGAACAGCAAAGAGAUUUAACAUCACAAUUUUUGAAGACCAAGCCACCAUUGGAGCCUGGAACUGUUCUGUAUGAAGCAGAGCUAUCACAGUUUGCUGAAGACAUAAAGAAAUGGAAGGAGAGAUAUGUUGUGGUUAAAAAUGACUUUGCUGUGGAAAGCUAUGAGAACAAAGAGGCCUAUCAGAGAGGAGCUCCCCCUAAAAGCCGAAUUCUUCCAGCUGGUGGCAAGGUGUUAACCUCAGAAGAUGAAUACGGUUUAUUAUCUGAUCGGCAUUUCCCAGACCCCAUUGCGUCCAGUGAGAAGGAGAACACGCAGCCCUUUGUGGUCCUGCCCAAGGAAUUCCCUGUGUACCUGUGGCAGCCAUUCCUCAGACAUGGCUACUUCUGCUUCCAGGAUGCCGCUGACCAGAAGAAGUUCAGUGCUCUCCUGAGUGACUGCAUCAGACAUCUAAAUCAUGAUUACGUGAAGCAGACGACAUUUGAAGUCCAAGCCUUUUUAGAAGCUGUGCAAUUCUUCCGACAGGAGAAGGGACACUAUGGCUCGUGGGAAAUGAUCACUGGGGAUGAAGUCCAGAUCCUGAGUAACCUGGUGAUGGAGGAGCUCAUGCCAACCCUUCAGACAGACAUCCUGCCUAAAAUGAAGGGGAAGAAGAACGACAGAAAGAGGGCCUGGUUCGGUCUCCUCGAAGAGGCCUACAACCUGGUUCGGCAUCAAGUUUCAGAAGGAUUAAGUGCACUGAAGGAGGAAUGCAGGGCUCUGACGAAAGGCCUGGAAGGCACCAUCCGUUCAGACAUGGAUCAGAUUGUGAACUCGAAGAACUUUUUGAUUGGAAAGAUCAAAGCGAUGGUGGCUCAGCCAGCGGAGAGAAGUUGUGCAGAGAGUGUGCAACCGUUCCUGGCAUCCAUUCUGGAGGAGCUCAUGGGACCGGUGAGCUCAGGAUUCAGUGAAGUACGUUCACUCUUUGAAAAAGAAGUGGAUGAACUUAACCAGAACUUUCAGACCACCAAAGACAGUGUCCAGCUAAAGGAGCAUCUAGACCGGCUUAUGAAUCUUCCAUUGGAUUCCGUGAAGAUGGAACCUUGUUAUAGUAAAGUCAACCUGCUUCAGGAGCACCUGCAGGACCUCAAGAGCCGCUUCAGAUUCCCCCACAUCGAUCUGGUGGUCCAGAGGACGCAGAACUACAUGCAGGAGCUAAUGGAGAAUGCGGUAUUCACUUUUGAGCAGUUGCUCUCCCCACAUCUCCAAGGAGAGGCCUCCAAAACCACAGUCGCCAUUGAGAAAGUUAAGCUCCGAGUCUUAAAGCAAUAUGAUUAUGACAGCAGCACCAUCCGGAAGAGGAUAUUUCAAGAGGCGCUGGUUCAAAUCACACUUCCCACCGUGCAGAAGGCACUGGCGUCCGUGUGCAAACCAGAGCUUCAGAAAUAUGAGCAGUUCAUCUUCGCAGAUCACACCAAUAUGAUCCAUGUUGAAAAUGUCUAUGAGGAGAUUUUACAUCAGAUCCUCCUUGAUGAAACUCUGAAAGUGAUAAAGGAAGCUGCUAUCCUGAAGAAACACAAUUUAUUUGAAGACAACAUGGCCUUGCCCAGUGAAAGUGUGUCCAGCUUAACUGAUCUAAAAACCCCUGCCGGGUCAAACCAGGCCAGCCCUGCCAGGAGAGCCUCAGCCAUUCUGUCAGGAGUUCCAGAUAGUGAGAUCCUGAGUAACGAGGUAUUCCAGGAGUCAGGGGAAAAGAAACAGCCGGGGGUCCCUAGUCCAUUGGCCACAGGAGAAAGCCUUUGUUUCCCUGUGCCCAGCCCAGCCCCAGAUGGGGACGGGCAGGUCAUCAUUUCAAGCACAGAUGACCCUGUUGUGGAUCCUGUGGCUGCAGAAGACACAGCAGGAGCCUUGGGCAAACACUCGUCGGAGCCGGAAUCUGGAGAGACUCACGAGGCCCAGGAACCCACCCAGGAAAAGCCAGAGCCCACCUCUGCCUCGGGCUCCUUGGAAGAGCUCAGAAAUUUGUUGACGGUGACCACUGAAGUACCCGUGGAACCUGCUACGCCUGAGAUUGAAGAAGAUACAAGUAAGGAGACCCUUGUUCCCCAAGAAAUUGAAAAAGAAGAGGGAACAACCCAAAGCUACACAGAGACCAAUCAAGCAGCUGCCUCUAGUGAGGUCAACAGCGAAGAAAGUGAGGUCAGUGAGAGGGAGGCCCAUCCUCCCUCUCCCGAGGCUGAGGCUGGUGGGGUAGAGUUGGGGGCGUCUGCAGAGGCUCAGCCAGCCUGCGGGGGUCUCAGCGAGGGCGCCAGGGCCCCAGGCCCCUUAGAGGAGCCAGCGGAGACCAGGGAGCCCACGGAGAGGGAGCUCACAGCGGGGGCUUCCAGACUGGACGCCCUUGAAGGAGGAGGGCCCAGGUGUGCUGUGGAGGCUGAGGCUAUGCCCCAGGAAGGCUGCAAGUUAAGUUCUGACCCCGUCAGCCCCAGUGAGAGGCAGGUUUCUCUGGAAGAAGAGGCGGUGGGAGGGAGUCGCAGCACAGCCCAGGCUACCGCUAGUGUGGAGGCAAAGGAGAGUAAGGCCGCCCGCGUUCACGAGUGUCCGUGGGUGGCUGAGAGGGACGCAGACACCGAUAGCCCAGAUUCACGGAGAGAAGAUCCCCAAGAGCGGCCCUCGGAGGAGUGAAAGGGACAGUCCGCCAAAAGUCUUGCUUUGAACAAACUCAGCCAGAAGGAUACAGCUCAAGGGUACCCUUAGGGGUGGCCUGCAAGUUGUUACCA